Molecule: messenger RNA, 7405 nt
Organism: Stegostoma tigrinum
Lineage: Eukaryota; Metazoa; Chordata; Chondrichthyes; Orectolobiformes; Stegostomatidae
Gene: fosl2
Product: FOS like 2, AP-1 transcription factor subunit
Exons: 5
Coding region: 578-1717 (379 amino acids)
Biological process (GO): regulation of transcription by RNA polymerase II
Cellular component (GO): nucleus
Molecular function (GO): RNA polymerase II cis-regulatory region sequence-specific DNA binding; DNA-binding transcription factor activity, RNA polymerase II-specific
Source: RefSeq, a predicted model, not a curated record
UACCAGAACACUGACUCAUCAACGCUCGGGCGAGGAGAAGGCAGCAAACGCGGAGACUAAUAGAGUGAGGGGAGGGAGGAUUGGUGAGGAGAGGAGGUGGGGCGGUGCAAAGGCGAAAAAAAAUUAGUCACUGCGGGGAAAAAAAAGCGAUCAGACCCGCUAAAGGGGGGGCCGAAAAGUGUACGAAAAGGAAAAAAAAAGUGACUCUUUUUUAUAAAAUAUUAAUUAAAGUUUCAACUUAGAAAGAGGAGGGCUGGUGUGGAGAGCGAAUCCAGGAAGUUUUAUGGAUUUUUUUUCUCUGUUGCAGAGAGGAAGACUUGUUUUAACGCGUGGUGAAUGACAGUAGCGUGGAAAAACUGAGGAAAAAAGUUUGUCUUUUUUAAAAAAAAACGGACUUGCAAAUUUUUUUGUUUGUUUUUGUUUAUUUUUGGAAUUUUAUUUUUGAGACAUUUGGUUAAAAUAUUAUCGGAGUGACUGUACCUGGGAGAGAUUGGACGGUCGGUCCAAGCUUUAAAAAGUGGGAGAGGAAAAGAAACCCCCCGUCUUCCUGUUUUCCCGGGGGGGUGGGGGGGAGACCAUGUACCAGGAGUAUCCAGUGAAUUACGAUUCAUCGUCCCGCAGCAGCUUGUCUCCAGCUCACCAGGACAGCGUGUUCAGCAGCUCCGGGAGCGGUGGCAAUUUCAACAGCGCUUCUCAGAAAUACCGAUCCGACAUGCCAGGAUCCAGCAGUGCCUUUGUCCCGACAAUCACGGCGAUUACCACCAGCCAGGACUUGCAGUGGAUGGUACAGCCCACAGUUAUAACCUCAAUGUCUAGCCCUUACUCCCGGACACACCCUUACAGUCUGUCAGCAGCCAGCAUCUCCUCGCCUUCCUCCACCACUUUACACCGACCUGGGGUUAUCAAAACCAUCGGAGAAACAGGACGAAGGAAAAGAGAUGAACAGAUUUUCCACUGCCGCCUGCCACUGCCGUUUCUCCAUCCGACGCAGCAGCAUGACCUGGGCCGUGGGCUUCUCGACGGCCACCGUCAGAGCUGCUCUGUGAGUGACCACAAGCUACCAUGUUACUGCAGGCUCACUCCAGAGGAAGAAGAGAAGAGAAGAGUCCGGCGAGAAAGAAACAAGUUGGCGGCUGCAAAAUGUCGGAACAGGCGCCGUGAACUCACAGAGAGACUUCAAGAUGAAACUGAGAAACUUGAAGAAGAGAAGUCUGGUCUUCAGAAAGAAAUCGCUGUGCUGCAGAAGGAGAAGGAGAAGCUGGAAUUCAUGCUGGUUGCCCACAAGCCCGUUUGCAAAAUGGCGCCUGGGAACGACUGCAGGAGGCGAUCUGCGUCCCCCGAGCCACAGGCUGGACGGACGGCAAACACGGUGGUGGUCAAGCAGGAGCCGGAAGACGAAGAAGAGGAGUCGAAGUUGGCCAUGCCCAGUGCGGUGUCCAAGACACAGAGGUCCGUCAUCAAACCGGUAACCGACAUCUCCAUAGCCAACAGCUACUUCCUGGAGGCUGAGCCCCUCAACACACCGGUGGUGGUGACUUCCACACCUGCAGCCAACAUCACCCCAUGUGCUGCCAGCCUGGUCUUCACUUACCCCAGCGUGCCCAGCCUUGACCAAGAGCCCACUUCAGAGUCUUGCUCCAAGGCCCACCGCAGAAGCAGCAGCAGUGGUGACCAGUCUUCAGACUCCUUGAACUCCCCCACCUUACUCGCUCUUUGAGGAAUGUGCUGGAAAUUUCAUUCCCGUGCCCCCUGCACCCCCGCCACCCCCCAACCCCUCCACGUCCACCUCUGUGGGGAGAUUGUGAGAGAUGAAAACGGAUUUUUGUUGUCUUGACCAGAGUUUAUGGGAUUGAACUACUUCUAAACACUUCAGACUCACGGGGGAGUGGUGGGGGUGUAGGGUUUGGAGGCUGUGGGUUAGGGAGUGGUGGGGGUUGGAAUCGUUGUUGGGGGGAGGGGAGUGGGAUUGGGAGCAGGCUAAAUAUUUGAAGCCGCUUGGAUGUGGUGGCCAUUGCUGAAUGUAGACACUUAUCAAUGGCAUCCUGUGGGUCACUGGUGGUCCGAGACGCAGAAGGAUGGGAUCGGGAGAAUUGUAGCCAUGUGGGAGCUGUUACCAUGGCAAUGCCCAUUGGCAGGAUAUGCAGGCCUUUCUGAACUGUCAAAGUUGACCAAUACCAGACAAAAGGAGAGGCCCACGUUCUGAACUCCAUUUUUGAAAGAUGUUUUCCUGAUUCCUGUUUUCUUCCUCCAAGUCUUUACUACAUGGGGAGAUGUCACUGAUCCAUGGUGUAUCACUUCGGUUCUGGACCACAAGAGUUUUAGUUUUAAACUUUGUGCUAUCUCCAUUUUUGCAAUUCUUUCAUUGCUGACAGAGUCUAUGAUGGAAACCGCUCUCUAAUGUGACAUUCAUGUCCUGUAAAGAACAAAUUUACUCUGCAACGCUUCUGAAAUGCCUCAAUGAUAUUCUGAAAAAAUUCUGCAAUACUGGAAUUGCUGUCAAACCUUGUCGGAUUUCAGCAUUAAUAGAGCAAAAGAAACUUGUACCACAACGUUACGGUAGAAUGAUUAUCUUGUGCCCUUCCAACCUCAACUGUAUACCCUUCUGCCUUCUGACUUUAACUGUAGUAUUUAUAUAUUUUUAAAAUUUAAGUGAAUAAUAGAAGUAGACUGCAAAAGCUUCAUGUUGGAAGAUGAAAGGAUUGCAGACCCGAUGAGGUCAGGUCACGACAGGGUGUAGGAUUUUAGCUCAUCUAAGAUUUGCUGAUCUACUGAUGAGAGGAGGACUCGGAAAGCUAGUAUUCAUUAGUGUUAAGAGUAGCCCUACCUGUGUGCGCCGGUCGGUUUUUGUAUCUAAAGGUACAUCAAGAACACUACUUCAAAGACAGUGGAACACCCAGCAAAAGGACUAUAAUUAUGUCGGACCUCUUUGUGCGGAGUAAUCAACACUCUUAAUGAACUUAUCUUCUGAAAUGUGGGCGAAUGCACAAGCUCUUGACCAUGCUAGGGUCAGUUGGAUGAGGUGAUGGGUGUUGGGCUGACAAAAUUAUUCAUAGUUUCUGCUGAGAUCAAUCAAGAAACCUCCCUCAUCAAUAUUCAGUCUUAUCCAAGAAAUUUCCAUCUCCUCCAAGGAAAAUUCUGGGGUAAUUCCCAGCAUCUCAACAUCCCCUACCCCACCCCCCAGCUCUGAAGUGGAACAAAUGGAUUUCUAUUGAAGAUUUUUGGCUUGUCCUGAUUUUGUCCCGGCAACAGACUGCAAACAUUUAUUUUGGAGCAUUGAAAUGUGUUUCUCUGCCCCCUCUCCCCUCCACACGCCCCCCCCCCCCCCACCCCCACCAAAGGCUGGAAAAUGUCGGACUUUUUGAAACAUCAUGUUUUUGCUAAUGACUGUAGCUAACAGUUAACAUCCCAGGACGUUUUCCCUGUCGCUGAUAAUGUGAGGAAAGUUUCUAUGCAAAAUGGACCCAUUCCUAACAAUGGUACAAGCAGUCAUUUGGGAGAACAGAGUUCUCGCAUUGCACAGAAAAAGACUUUUUUUUCCUCUAUCUUACACCUAUCUGGACAAUUUUCAAGAAUGCCAAUGUAAAGAAACCAAUGUUUUAUACUGAGAAGAGAGUGCUAAUUGAUUGUUAAGUGGGUUCUCAUUGGUAGAGGCCUGAUUGUGUAGAGUGCAUCAGUGAGAUGGCUGACAGUAUGCUUUUUUUUCUGCAACAGGGCACAGAUUAUUUUAUUUCCCCCCCUUACAACUGAUGGACACUUAGCCCAUUUGUCUCUUUCCACCUUUGAUGCUGGGGGAUAUGGGUGCAGUCACCAGCUGUUAAGACGGCAGGGAGAGACACAGAACCUUAGCCUUCUCAGCUCCCAUGUCCCAAUCAGCACCAGACUGUGUCUGACUGGAACCACCAAUUUGAUGGGAGUCAGUCUGCUUUAUUCCACUGAUUUCUCGAGCAGACCACAGCAGCAAACAUGAAGCAGGCAUUUUCCAGUUUUUUGUUUAUUUAUAACUUCCUCUGUGAAUUUUGUUUAUGGGGUUUUUUUUUAGUUGUUUCCAGAAUUAAAAUUGACUGAUCAUAGUAGGAAAUGUGUUUACCGUUUGAGCAGGUCUCCGAUGAACUGUUGAUUUUUGACAAUAAAAGCGCUACACUGGCUUUAUUUUGUACUGGCCGACUGCCCGUGACAUUGCACCCAGAGAGUGAGCAGCAGGGUAGGGUCACAGUUUGCUAGUGAGAGUCAAGGGACAGUGAUGUCAGCGGACAGUACACCAUCAUUGUCCCAGCUGGUUCGUUGUUCCACACAACAUCCUCAACCUGAGCUACUAAUCUACUGUAAAACCUUAGAGUCAUCAGUUUCCCAUCUGGCCUAAAAUUUUUACCAGUCCACAGAUGUGCAGGUCAGGUAGCUUGGGCAAUUUUAGCAUGGCCAUAACGUCCAUAGGGAUGUGAAGGCUAGUUGGAUUAGCUGUGGGAAAUAUAGUGUCAGGGAGGGGGUGUGGGUCGUCUGGGUGGGAUGCUCUUCAGAGGGUUGGUGUGGACUCAAUGGGCUGAAUGGCCUGCUUCCAUUCUGGAGAAAUUCUGUGAUACCAUAAGAACUCCCAGGAGCUGAGCAAAACGAUGUUGUGGCUAUGAACCUGACCUGUUUGACGCACUGUUCAGGAUAAAUGGUCAGGCACGAAUGGAUUUCUGAUUGGUGAGCCUUUCAGAGAAGGGCACACAUUUGUUUUCGGUAUUUCCCAGAUCUCCAGAGUAACUGUGGUUUUCACCACAACGUUUGGAAGUUAGUGGCAGAGGAGGGGACUAAAUGUCCAGUGAAAUGCAUUUUGCCCCACAUUCAGGGCUUUUUCACGUCAUUUUGAUUUCCCACUUGAGAUAGAGCUAAUCAGAACGCCCCUAAUGUAUUGUGAGAGCUCCUGAUCAUCUUGGAGCUGUCAUAGCCUGUCCCAAUUUUCCCUGUUUCCAAGCAACUAAUAACACUUCCAUUUAGUAGUGGCAUUUUCCUGAUUACUGUUUGCUCAAAAGCAGCAGCUGGUCUUUUGCUGUUUUAAAAAUUAAUUCCAAAUCUUUCUGACCCCUGCCAAGUAAGAAGACAAAGGGCCACUUUCUUCAUGCUUUUACGUUGCAAGAUUUCCUAUGGGAUUGUUAAAUCACAAAAUAACCCUCCUGUCUGGACUUCUUUCGCCAUCCAUCCUCUGCAUCAGUACUUAUGAAAGAUGCAUUGCUAGGGGAACUCCUGACACCCAAACAACUUGGGAAAUUAAAUGAGGUGCCAUGAUACAGGACAUCAGCGAAGGCUACUGGGGACAGAGUUACAAGAGGAGGUGGGUGGCAUCAGGCUCGAGUUUUUAUAAACCAUGAGAUUCCCGGGAGGAAGGGGGAGAGAUUGAGGGAGGUGCGGAGUUCCACAUUGCGAGCUCCUGAGAGAGGACAAGGUUAGGAGAUGAUGCUAUGAUAUUAGCUUUCGACAAGGAAGAGAGGUGCUGGAAGUAUGUGGCGGUGGAUUUGAUACUCUGAAGAGACCAACAAAGAGUUCAGAGGAGUGCUGAUUGCAUUAGCUUUGUAUGAGUGGUCAGAGAGAAGAGGCAAUGAGAAAUGUUGUGAUGGGGAUGGCGAUAUUACUGUCUCAGCUGUAGACUUGGAAACUCAGCAGGAUGUACAUUUCUUUUGAUGCAGAGUCAUUUGAAAACCUACUGGAGGAAGUUUUACUCAAUGGCUCACUGAGCACCUUUUAACCCUACUGGGGGGGGCCUCGUGCUUGUACUGAAUGGCUGCUGUUAGCUGGGAUCACUUGCUACAUGUUGCUGUGUUGGAUGAUAAGUCAACACUUGACGGGCCAAAUGAUUUGUAUUCAUUACCCUUGUGUCCUUACUGGAUCAAACAUUGCUCAUGCUUGCUGCUGUGGGCAGGUCAGUUUGAGACCAUGAGCUAAGUCUUUCAGCGAAUGCUUAGAUCAGAUUGGGUUUUAGUUCAGAGAAUUGCAGUUGCAAGAUUAUGGAGGAAACGCACAAGAAAAAGACUACAGAAGUAGAAGUGCCUCUAUUUCAGGUUGAUUUGAAGGAAGAAUUUGUCGAAAUUAUUUUUUAAAAAUUAUUUUAAAAAUCCUUUUUAAGGUAGGCGACCAACCAGAGUAGUACAACAUCAGAGACCAGACUAUAGUUGCUACUUUGCAUGUUUACAGAUUUUUACCCAAAUUGACCCAUGAAAGAGAUGACAAUGAAAUUCAGCAUUUCAGUACUGUAUGUUCACAAUAAAGAGAUCUUACGUCCAUUAGUACAGGUUCAGUAUGAUUUAGAUGAUAUGCCUCGCUCCUGAGAGACGGGUAACAGAGAUAGAGAAGCACAGGUGAAGGUUGAAAAGGCAUGGAGAGAAAAAUUACUGGAGACACAAAGUGGGUCAGUCAGCAUCCAAAUGGCAGCUGUGGGACCUUAAUUCAUCUCAAACGUUCAUUAUAUCAUCCACCCCUAGGCUGAAGCUGUACAAAUGUGUAAAGUAAUGCAGAGUCAGCAGUAUAACUUGGUCUUCCCAGUACACUCAACUCUUAAGGGUUAUUGUUGGAAUUAAAUUAGUACUGCGUAGUAUGAAAAGGCAAUGAGGGAUGCCAAGCCUGAGUAGACUGAAGGCCAAGACUUCUCAGGAAUGUUGUAUCAUAGCAGGGCCCAAAAAGGUGACAAACAUCGAAUGGCCUUGUAUCCUAUUAUAAAUAUUUUAGGGAGAUUUUGAUUGGUAAACAUUUGAUUUUAGUAUGAAUUUUUCAAAAAAGUCCACCUUUUUAGGAUACGGUCUUGUGAUAAUUCAGUGCAAUUGAUGAAGGAAGUGCUCAUGGCUGUGGUCCUGUCCCACACUUAGAAAGGAACGGGAGAGAUGGCAAGGCAAGUCAAAUGGUGGUUUGAGCAAGCCAUCAUUUUUAUUUUGAUUUUUCAAAACGGCUGCAAGUGAUCAGAAGAAUGAGAGAGUUGAGGAAUCCCACAGGGUUGUGAUCUUGAUUCAGAAUGAGUUUGAGGAGGAGAAUCCAGGGAGUUUAAUUUCUGCGCAGGUGAAGAUGUGGAACAUGGCAAAGGUCUGUUUUUAGGGUCAGGUCUCACUGCAAUAUACAGAGGAAUUAAUAGUGAAACCAGAGAAAAUGGGAGGGACUUUAACUAGUCCUAAAGUCGAGUGAUAUGACUUCCCUGGAGGUGUAUAAAUGCUGUGCUGGAUGGACUGGGCAUGAGUAUCGAUUAUAAGGCAACAAGACUGAAUACAGUGAAAGCAUUGAGAUCUACAAUCUAUCUCACAGGGACCAUGAUAAGAUUUGUAAAUCUGUAUGAUUAACUUUUUUUUAAAGAAAAUAUGAAUAAUUGUUUGAAAAAAGUCAGUCAGGUCUACUUUUGCUAUUCAAAAUUGUAUGUGUCAGUAUUUAUUAAACAACAAAUCAAUAU